GUAUUACCUAUUGAAAUGUAGGGAAGUGCUAAAGACAUUAGUCAAAAAGUCAAAACUUCAUGAUUAUUCAAUCAUAGUCUUUAACUCAAUUUCAAUAAAAUCUUAAAUGGCGUAUUGGAAACCUAUCGUAUAUAUAACAUUUUAUUUCCAACGUCUACGUUCUAGUGUAAGAUAUGAAUAGGUGGGGAAAAGUGGAAAAUGGUCGGAAAAUAUUUGUAUUUCAGAGACUCAGUUGAUAAGAGACGUCUUUUUCUCGUAAUAAUAUUGUCAUGCAAUGUGUUGAUAAAUGUUUAUUUUAUUUAAAUACGAAAUGUGGAGCAGAAAUAGAAAUGGUCGAGUUUAUACGCACCGAAAUGGUUACGCUGUAAAUUGAAUUUAGUGAAUCCACGUACUGUUGGAGUAAAAAAACAUAUUUGUAAAAAUGUUUACAUAGUCAGGUUUUAAGAAAUAUGGCUAGGGAUGGGGACGUGCCUACCAUUUUCAAUCCGAAGAGAGUACGCACACCUUCUGUUAUAAUAACUAGCGAAGAGGUAGCGGAAAGCGUGCAAGGUGGUGAUGGUGAGCGCGAACGUCCAAAUGGUCCCCCCACACCACUUAGUCCUCGAGCGCCGCUUACACCGCAAACUUCUGUAUCUUCAGCUCCUCCGCUCACAACACAGCCUUCAUUACAGCAAGCCUAUAGCGAAUCCGCAGGAAGUAGUCAAGAUGAAGAGCGCCAAUUACGCGAUAAAAAAUGCCCGCGUUCAUGCUGCUCAAAAGUGGCUAAGAAGAUGUACUAUGGCCUUUGUGUCACAACUACUGUAUUUGCAUCCUGGGUAACUGUGACACAUUGCAUAAAAUACAUGUACCAUCAGAAGUACCCACACACUGAUAGCUCAUUGAGCAGCACUGAAUCUCCAAUAAACAAUAAUUAUACUUCCAGAAUUCGCACACAUCAUUAUUACAAUGCACCAUUCUUCACAGCAUGGUUUUGUACGAAUUGGCUCAUAUUCUUCUACCCUCUCUACCUGAUCAUCAUGCUCAUACACAACAAGUGUAAAUCAGCUAAUGCCAUUGUCGCAGACGCUUUCACAGACUUCAAGGAAAAGGGAUUCACAUUUGCCCGCUUUCUUAGUCGCUGUGGUCUAUUCUGCUUGCUGUGGGUGGUGACCAUAUAUAUGUAUACUUACGCUUUGAAGAUACUUCUCUCGACCGAUGUCGUGGCUCUCUUCGCCACCAACGUGUCGUGCGUCUAUUUGCUCUCGUGGGUCAUUUUGCACGAGCAGUUUGUUGGCGUUAGGAUCGUGGCGGCGAUCCUGUGCGACACGGGCAUCGCGCUGCUGGCGUACAUGGACGGCAUCACGGGCAGCUCCACGCUGGGCGGCGUCGUGCUGGCGGCGUGCGCGGCCGCCGGGUUCGCCAUAUUCAAGGUGCUGUUCCGCAAGGUGAUGGGCGACGUGAGCACGGGGCAGCGGGCGCUGUUCUUCUCCAUCCUGGGCGUCGUGAACGCCACGCUGCUGUGGCCCGUGUGCCUGGCGCUGUACCUCACGGGCUCCGAGCAGCUGCCGGCGCACCGCAUGCCGUGGCUGCCGCUGCUGCUGGCCAGCGUGGCGCUGCUCGUGUUUCAUUUGGUAUUCCAGUUUGGUAAUCUCAUGACGUACAAUGUAUUUGUAUCUCUUGGACUUAUUACAGCUGUUCCUGUAUCUGCCGCGCUUGAUGUGGUGCUGUAUGGCGUCGAGUUCGAGGGUAUGAAACUGGCCGGGAUCAUAUUGAUAGCGGUUGGGUUUUUCCUGGUCAUGUUUCCGGACAACUGGCCCGAUUACAUAAUGAGACUAUUGAGGUGGAGCCGGCGGCGCCAGCGCGGCGCGGACGGCGCGGGCCGCAGCCGCGACGCCGUGGACUACCGCACGGGCUACAUCCGCUCGCACCUGCGCUCGCCGUCCGGCCGCGUCCGGUGACCGCCCGGCGGGAAGCCGUCUCCGCCGU
Molecule: messenger RNA, 1965 nt
Organism: Vanessa tameamea
Lineage: Eukaryota; Metazoa; Arthropoda; Insecta; Lepidoptera; Nymphalidae
Exons: 9
Coding region: 450-1937 (495 amino acids)
Source: RefSeq, a predicted model, not a curated record